Molecule: messenger RNA, 2783 nt
Organism: Durio zibethinus
Lineage: Eukaryota; Viridiplantae; Streptophyta; Magnoliopsida; Malvales; Malvaceae
Product: pentatricopeptide (PPR) repeat-containing protein
Biological process (GO): positive regulation of translation
Cellular component (GO): chloroplast stroma
Molecular function (GO): mRNA binding; rRNA primary transcript binding; protein binding
Source: RefSeq, a predicted model, not a curated record
UUUAUCUAAGCAUUAUUAUCACAUAUUUCCUCCAUAGCAGUCAGCAAUUCAGCAUAUAUGAGUAAUUUCUCUUCCUAAUCAAAAGUUGAAUUUAGCUUAUUUUCUUCUCAGUUUGAGAAUUUCUCUCCCUAGUCAAAAUUCAGCAUUAGCGUAUGUGGGAAUCGAGACCCUUUAUACUCUUCAAAUUCAGAUAAGGUAACCAAAAUAUCCACUCCCAAAUAACACAGGCAGACGAGCAGACCAGAUUUUUUUUCAUUUCUUCUCUCAAAACAUUCCAUAAUGGCUGCUACUCUCUCCACUGCUCUAGAUCUCCAUUUUGAUAUCAAUCAAUCUGAUGCAAAAAGACCCAUUUUCUUCACCAAAACAGUAAAGCAAAACCCCAGGCGAAAAUUCACCAUUUCUUGUAGCACCCCCAAUUCUUCUUCAAAAUCUCCCCAAAACCCACCAGAAUCACCCAAAAAAAACCCAUCUUUAUCUGAGCAACUCCAGCCUGUUUACGCAACCACACUUCCCAAAAAAGACCAAGCUCGUCUCUUGUCAAAGCCAAAGUCGACUUGGGUCAAUCCUACCAAACCUAAAAGAUCUGUGCUUUCACUGCAUAGGCAAACGCGUUCUCCUUAUGUAUACAAUCCAAAAGUUAGAGAGCUAAAACUCUUUGCUCAGAAGCUGAAUGAUUGUGAAAAUAGUGAAGAUGCUUUCCUAAGUGUUCUUGAAGAAAUCCCACAGCAACCCACUAGAGAAAAUGCGCUUUUGAUACUCAACAGCUUGAAACCAUGGCAAAAGGCUCACCUUUUCUUCAAUUGGAUGAAGACCAAGAAUUUGUUUCCUCUGGAAACUAUAUUCUACAAUGUCACAAUGAAGUCUUUGAGGUUUGGGAGGCAGUUUGAGCUCAUUGAGGAACUUGCUAAUGAAAUGGUAAGCAAUGGGAUUCCACUUGAUAACAUUACAUAUUCAACUAUUAUUACCUGUGCCAAAAGAUGCAAUCUUUUUGAUAAGGCUGUAGAGUGGUUUGAGAGGCUGUAUAAAACUGGUUUGAUGCCUGAUGAAGUCACUUAUUCAGCUAUUUUAGAUGUUUAUGCGAAAUUAGGUAAGGUUGAGGAAGUACUUAGUUUGUAUGAGAGAGGGGUAGCUAGUGGUUGGAAACCUGACCCUAUUGCAUUCUCUGUAUUGGCAAAGAUGUUUGGUGAGAAUGGAGACUAUGAUGGUAUUAGGUAUGUUUUGCAAGAAAUGAAAUCUCUUGGUGUGCAGCCUAAUUUGGUUGUUUACAAUACAUUGUUAAAGGCUAUGGGCAAGGCAGGGAAGCCUGGGUUAGCAAGAAGCCUUUUUCAGGAAUUGCUUGAUUCUGGUUUAACUCCAAAUGAGAAGACUUUAACUGCCCUUGCCAAGAUAUAUGGAAAAGCAAGGUGGGCAAAAGAUGCAUUGGAAUUAUGGGAGGAAAUGAAGUCGAAAAAGUGGCCAAUGGAUUUCUUUUUGUAUAAUACUUUGUUGGCUAUGUGCGCAGACAUUGGUUUAGUUGAGGAGGCAGAGCAGCUUUUUGCGGAUAUGAAGCAAUCAGAGCAUUUUAGGCCAGAUAGUUGGAGCUACACAGCAAUGCUGAAUAUAUAUGGAAGUGGGGGGAAUGUUGGUAAGGCGAUGGAGUUGUUUGAGGAGAUGUCUGAGGUGGGUGUUGAGCUCAAUGUAAUGGGAAGCACAUGUUUGAUUCAGUGCUUGGGGAAGGCCAGAAAGAUAGAUGAGUUGGUGAGGGUAUUUUCUGUCUCACUUGAACAGGGAAUUAAACCAGAUGAUAGGCUCUGUGGGUGCCUGUUGUCUGUUGUGUCACUGUGUGAGAGCGGGGAGGAUAUGGAUAAAGUUCUCACUUGCCUGCAGCAAGCUAAUCGUCGGUUAGCUGUAUUCGUGAAAUUGAUUGAAGAUGAGAAAAGUAGUCUUGACACUGUCAAAGAAAACUUCAAGAGAAUCAUCAGUGACACUAAAGAUGAUGCCAGAAGACCAUUCUGUAAUUGCUUGAUUGAUAUAUGUAGAAGCAAGAGUCUCCAUGAGAGAGCACAUGAUCUGCUUUAUCUGGGAACCCUAUACGGAUUGUACCCAGGUUUACACAAUAAAACCAUGGAUGAGUGGAGUCUGGAUGUUCGGUCACUCUCUGUUGGCGCAGCACAGACUGCUCUUGAAGAGUGGAUGGGGACCUUGGCCAAAAUUGUUAAGCGUGAAGAAGCAUUGCCAGAGCUAUUUUCAGCUCAAACUGGUGUUGGAACUCAUAAAUUCUCUCAAGGACUGUCCAAUGCCUUCGCUUCUCAUUUGAAGAAACUUGCAGCACCAUUCAAGCUGAGUGAAGAGAAAUCUGGUUGUUUUGUGGCAACAAGGGAGGAUAUAGUGCUAUGGUUGCAAUCGAGGAUUUCAUCACCCACCGUUACAGUUUAGAAGCAUGUCUCUCUGCGAAAUGCCCUAGUAAUUUUAGAUUGUUACAUCAGUUUAUAACAUAUAGCUGAUUAUCAACAAUACCAGUUGUGUUUUGUUCUGCUUUGAAUUGAAAGGAAUUCCAGAAAUUAAGCCUGAUUGUAACAUUGAUCUUUGUUGAUAUCGAUAUAUGGUUUGUACUCACCAUGUAGAUGAGAUAAUGGGCUCAAAAGCUGGAACAAUUGGAACAAAUUCCUACUGUGAACCGCAUUGGCGGAAACCCACCUUCAAAAUUACAGAUGCUCACUUUGGGCGAGGAAAUGCUCAGGUUCAGUAACUAUUUCUAACAUUUGUAUCCCCCACCAAAUUACACUAUUUUCACUGUCUUUUUG